Molecule: messenger RNA, 3913 nt
Organism: Colius striatus (speckled mousebird)
Lineage: Eukaryota; Metazoa; Chordata; Aves; Coliiformes; Coliidae
Gene: RFFL
Product: ring finger and FYVE like domain containing E3 ubiquitin protein ligase
Exons: 7
Coding region: 389-1471 (360 amino acids)
Biological process (GO): negative regulation of extrinsic apoptotic signaling pathway via death domain receptors; protein K48-linked ubiquitination; proteasome-mediated ubiquitin-dependent protein catabolic process
Cellular component (GO): cytoplasm; plasma membrane
Molecular function (GO): ubiquitin protein ligase activity
Source: RefSeq, a predicted model, not a curated record
GAAAGCUGUGUGAGUCCGUCCUUCCCCACAGAAGGCCAAGAGCACUCCAGCGUUCUUCAGAACAGCGUGUUCCUGUACCCUGGUCGAGGUGUGUCCUGUGGAGAGAGCGUUGACGUUACCAAAUGGGUUCUUUACCGGCGUCUCAGUGACUGCAGUUAAUGGCCAUGAGCUCUGCAGUGUGAACACACACGUGGCUGGGUCUGAGCCUUUACGGAUCAGGGACUUAUGGGCUGGAUGUCAUGACUGUGGGGUGUAUCAGCUGUCACACUCGCUAGCUGCAUGUGUUCUAAAGGCUGCAAGGAUGGCCAGGGGCACUUAGAUGGUGUUAAAGCACGGAUGGGAAUGGCUGAGCUUUAUGGCUCUUUGAGUAAGACACGUUCAAGUUACUAUGUGGGCAAGCUGCUGCAAUUGGUUUUGUCUGGAUGGCUCACCUGAAGAGAUGCAGCCACAGCCAGGAGCCAGAGCCCAAGCCUAUUCCAACCCUGGGUACAGCUCCUACCCGUCUCCCACUGCUUCUGAACAGAGCUGCAAAGCCUGUGGGGUGCACUUCGACAGCUCCUCCAGGAAGCACAUCUGCUUGGAUUGUAAGAAGAAUUUUUGUACAUCCUGCUCAGCCCAGCCUGAAGGAGGGCCCCUCCUCUGCCACCUCUGCCAGAGGUUCCGAGCCACAGCCUUUCAGCGGGAGGAGUUGAUAAAGAUGAAGGUGAAGGACCUGCGAGACUACCUGGCGCUGCGUGAGAUAUCCACAGAGCUGUGUCGGGAAAAGGAGGACCUGGUAGUUCUGAUUCUUGGCCAGCAGCCUGUAAUUACCCAGGAAGAUCAGCUAAGAACACAUCCAUUUCAUACUAGUGCCUCUGGACAGCAAGACUUUGUGAUUCUCCCACCAACCAGCAUAGCAUCCUCUACCUCACAUGACGCGUCUCCAGUGUCUGCUGACCCCAUCUCAAGUUCACUCCCUCAGGAACACCAACAGGCAAAUGGUUAUGUGCCUCCAAGCCAGGUUGCUAUGACAGGAGUUGAGAGUGCAGCAGAAGCAGCGGCAGAGGAGGAGACGCAGUCUACUGACUCAGAAGAUAACCUGGUGCAGGGGAGGAAGGCCUCUCUUUCUGACCUGACAAGCAUCGGGGACAUCGACGCCCUCUCUGUGCGCCAGCUCAAGGAGAUCCUCGCCCGCAACUUUGUCAACUACAAAGGCUGCUGUGAAAAGUGGGAGCUGCUAGAGAGGGUCACUAGGCUUUAUAAAGAGAAAGACCUUCAACAUCUAGUUUCUGACACUGAUGAUCAAACUGGCGGCGCCGGGCCCCCGGGGGCUGAGGAGAACCUCUGCAAGAUCUGCAUGGACGCUGCCAUCGACUGUGUCCUGCUGGAGUGCGGCCACAUGGUCACCUGCACCAAGUGCGGGAAGCGGAUGAGCGAGUGCCCCAUCUGCAGGCAGUACGUGAUACGGGCUGUGCACGUCUUUAAGUCCUAAGUGAGGGGAAGGACGGACUGGUGAUGCCUUAAAGCCUCAUCUGCUGUUAGAGAAACUGUCACAAUCCCUACAUUUAGGUCAGAGAUGAGCCCGUGGACCCCCCGGGCAGCAGGGCCAGGGGAAGCCUGGGGAGAAUGGUCCCUGCUCAAGCUGUGCCUGGCCGUGCUCUCCCCACUGCAGCGCUUUACACCGCCGUGCCUGGGCUCACUGGAGCUUUUUGCCAGCAGCAGACAUGGCAAUCAUUAACAAGCAACAUUCUGGAGUAACCUGAUCCACUGGGGAAUCGAUGGCUGCUUGGCUUUCCACCACAAAGAUCAGCUUCAGAGGCUUCGGAUGUUCCCCUGCAGAGUAAAUACAAGUGGGCUGUGGGCUCACCAGGUGUCAUUUGGUUGCCUGCUUGGGUCAUACACCCAGCUACUGCAGUUUCAAAGAUUAAAACUUCACUGUGUCUGGGGGUUUUUGGGUGGUUUUUUUGGUUGUUGUGUUGGUUUGGUUCUGUAAAUGAACGUGAAGUUCUCCCUCCUGCAGGCCAGGCAGCCAGGCGCCCAUGCCAGGGUCAGAAACCAGCAAGUUCCACCCUGAAGCAACUGUGGAAAAGCAGAAUUUUCUUUGCAGAUGGCCUUUGUGUGAUUGGAUGAUGGCAGGGGAGUGAGUGAGGCUCUGAAACACCCAGGCUGACCUGGGGGUGUGUGGGGUUCUGUUUACACAGCAGUGAGAGGGAGGUUUGCAGUGCAGCUGCCAUCCAUUCCUUUGACUAGCACAGGCUUCCUCUCAGUCUGUGCCAGCAACUGCUCUCAAACUGAACUGACUUCACUGGAGUGAGGAGCUACAGAGCUAAGGCUUGAGUCUGUGAGAGGGUUCAAAGAGGAAAAGGUACAGCCAGAGAAGUUUCCAUUGCUACACAAUCAUAUUUAAGUACAGGCAACUUCUUGUUAGCAGAGGGGAGCCAUGACAGCAGGCAACCUUCAGCUCAGCAGGACGACUGAUGGUCACUGCAGAUGCUUCUGUUUACUAACCAGCUUCCCCCCUCAGCCCCUUUUGCUCAGUGUUACAGUCCAGUUACACUCCAACUGCUUAUCAAAAGCGAUUUGUUUCCUUUCUGCCUGUGAGGGGGGCUGGGAGAGUGUGUGGUGCAAGUCCUGGGAGCUGUCCUUGUGAGCAGAGGCUCAGCUGGAAGCCUUGCUGGAAGAAAUUCUAACUAACUGGCACCUUUGUCCUGUUCAGUCCAUUGGGCUGGUAACAGAGCUGAGUUCCAGAAUCUUGAUGCCUGAAGUUGUGAGUCCCCAUGGCCUGUACAGCCACUUGUGGAGUCAGGUACCUUCUGCUGCAGGAUUUUGCCCCCAUCUGCCUUUCCCUUCUCUGGAGGUGUUCAAACUGAAUCUCUGGGUGGCGGCCAGCAGAGGAACAGUGUCAAAAACAAGUCUCCCCUCAGAGCUGCUGGAGCAGGGGCUGGGCAGCUGCAGCAGCCCUCACCACAGCCCUCACCCACAACAGCAAAGGAAGCUCCUGGCAGCUCUGACAUGGAAUAUGGCACAAGUAGCAACUUGCUUGUCCAGUGGCCUGGAGCAGAGGAGCUCUGCUCUGCAUGUGGGCAUCAACAAAGCACUUCAGGUGAUAGAGCUGGCACUCAGGAGGGAGCAGAACUGCUGUGCUGCUGCUGAGGUGACCUCAGAGCUCCACAAAACACAACAGCUGCUGAGGUUUACUGAAGUAAAAAUGCAGAGUUUUGCCUCUUUCCCAUUCAGGUUCUUCCCUCAGCUUUGCCUUAAGGUUUAACAGCUUCCAGCAUGAGCAGAGUACUGGUGCCAUUCAGUGCAUCAAGUUAGAACAGAGCAGGUAAGCAGUGACUGUUUACUCUCCAGGAGGUUCCCAGGGACCUCUGAGAGCUACAGGAAUUCACACACCAAGUGUUGGGCAGCCUCCUUCUGCAAGUUCACUGUGAAAUGCUGUGAUGUCAUCUUUCUCAAUAAACUCAGGGCUGGGGGAAUUUAGCAGGAAGAUCAUUAUCCCCCUGGGGCCAGAUGGGCCUGUAGGGGUAGGCUUAUUUUCUCUGGCAGAUAACCCAAGUUGCAGAUCAGUAUCUGCAAUUUCAGGACCAAGAGGCUUUACCCACCCUGUCACUCUGAAAUGAGCUUUCUUCCUUUUGUGUUUCUUCUCCUUGAAUUCUCUACUUUUGGAUAUGAUUUGAGUUGGGUUUUUUUUUAAAGGAAAAUCAAAAUCUGGAUGAAAACUCAUUAAUGAUGCAAAGGAUAUAAUGAUCUGAGCUAAUAAACAAAUAUUUAUGUGCUUUCUGUACACUGAACAUAGUUUAAAUAUUUGAGAAGUUAAUAUUCCACUUGGAAGAGCAUCUUCUUCUCCAUUAAAUCCUCUUGGUACUUACUAGUUUUGGUACAGAAGUCUGGUUUAUAAUUUUGUAAUAAAGCUGCAAUGUGAUUGAGCUGA